GAGAUAUUCUUAGUCUCAGUAUUGCUUCCAAAAUUCAACUGAUCGGAACUUCAGACAAAAAAAAUUCCCCAAUAUUAGCCUGAAAAUAAAACCAAAAGCAAAACUAAACUCACGACACACAAAAUAAUUUUAAUUUCUAAAUUACGUUUCAAUUUCUGGUUUAAACUCUUUUUUUUCCUUUGACAUGGCUGAUGGACAGGAGUCUGGUCCUGUGGAAGCCUCCUCAGAUUCCGCCUCGACGCCAGUGCGACGCGUGCAAUUCAGUCCCGACACCAAGCUGGGCCCUGAUGAGGAUGAGACUCCGUCGGACUCUGGCAGGAGCUCUCGUGGUCAGGCUAGGGGACGUGCAAACAGACGUUCCCCAUCGCUCUGUGUGUGGCAGCAGGACUUUGAGUCUCUGGUGAUCACCAACGAGCUGGACAAUGGGGAUCAGAAGAUGGUCUCGCAGAACCACGAGCAGCUGCCCUCCGUCUGCUCCCAGCUGUGGCAUGCGGAUGCCAAGCUCGUGGAUCUUCGCUGCCUCAAGCUGGACAUGCGCCGCGCCAAGGAGCAGUUGGUGUCUUUGAAUGCCAUGAAGAAGGAGUUGAAGACUCUGUACUUUGAUGUGGAAUUUCUGCAGCAUAGUCUGCAGGCCCUGGAGCGUGUCGGCAUUGCCACUCUGGACUCUGUGGAGGAGUGUCACCUGAUUUUGCAGCCCAAGGAUUUGGGCACAGGCGACGAGGGAGACUUUCCGCAGAACUGCGGCAGUGCGGUCUACGCCGAAUGGCCCUUGCACUCGCUGCCCAAGCUGAUGGAGAAUUUGAGGCGUCUUCGCAUAUUCUGCAGCCUUCAGGUGCACUUUAUCGAACGCUUCAAGAAUCUGGAGCUGUUGGCCCUCUAUGGCACCAUCUCGCAGAGCGCCAUGACGGGCGUUUUCCAGCGCUGCCGGCUUCUGAAGCAUUUGUACAUCAAGGCCGAUUCCGAUACGCCACUCGAUCUUAGCGGCGUGGUCAUGUGUCCCAUCAUUGAAGGCAUCUCGGUGCCCGUCAGCAUGUUUGCCAUUCAACGCGAACUCCUCGUCGGCUGCCCCCAUCAACAUCUGAUCGAGUUGUCCCAUUGCGGCCGGAAGAGCGGCCUGACUGUCGAUUGUCUGAACACAAUCUUCGGACUGAAGUCCGAGGCCAUUGAGGCCAUUCAAAUGGACUGCUCCUGGCUGGAAUCGGGUGCACAAAGCCUCGCGGCCAUGGCCAUGGGCCGUUGCACCCACGUUCGCAGUCUCGUUCUGGGCAAUUGCGACUUUUGGGACGUUGCCAUUGAAGGCCUCGACUUGCCGCAGGUGCAGCGUUACAUUGGCCUGGACCGUUGCCACAAUGUGACCAACGAACAGGUGCUCGAUAUGGUUCGUCAAUGUCCGCAGCUGCGAGAGUUCUAUGUGGUUCAGGGUGCCCUGCUGACAGGUGAACUGCUGCAUGGCAUCUAUCGCAUGCGGAUCGAAAAUGAUCCGGGCUACCCAUUGACCUUCAUACUGAGACACUGCACGAAACUCGUUGAGAGUUACAACACAAUGUUCUCGGAGUAUUGGGCCGGAAAGCAAGACAUUGUCCGUGUUAAGCAUGCUGAGGACGAUAUCAAGCCCAUUGCCGAUGUUCAAUUAUUCUUUCAUGGCUACGUUCAGGUCGUCACUUCCUUGGAGGAGAACAUGGAGAUGUCGCAAUAUGAUACAAGCGAUGCCUGAUCCAGAGUUUACACAGCGAAUUUCGAGUUUAAGUAAACGAAAUGCCUAAAUAAUACAGACAA
Messenger RNA from Drosophila guanche, 1776 nucleotides. RefSeq lists its product as uncharacterized. Bases 185 to 1714 code for a protein of 509 amino acids. The transcript is spliced from 3 exons. NCBI's taxonomy places the organism in Eukaryota, Metazoa, Arthropoda, Insecta, Diptera, Drosophilidae. The record is from RefSeq and is a predicted model, not a curated record.